UUGAUGGAGCGGGACAAAGGUUUUGUUCUUCUCCCAACACUGCAGCCUUGUGUGGCCGCGGCGGGCAGCGGCGACAGGCAGCAGCCAGCGCUCCCACGCCACGGCGCAGAGGGGGAGUUUCUCCUCCUUUGUCUGCUCCCGGCGAGAGCAGCAGUCGGUGUGCGGCAGCGCCAGAGCAGCCGGAGAAGGGCCUUGGUGGCAGCCGGGGAGGACAGCAGCCAAGGUCCCCUCUGCCCCGGCACAGGCACCACCAGCUCAGCUUCACCGUGCUGGGAACAAGCCUGCCCGCCACGGGCAGUGAUCCCAGGAGAGGCAAGCUCUUCAUGACGGAAACCCGACCGGGGAGCGUCCAGAGUGGGGACAGCAGCUGCGCCUGGGGACGAGGAGGACGGCAGCAUUCGGGACAAGGACACCCGCACCCUGUCCCCCCCGCGGCGCCCACUGCCGGCCAUGGGAAACGGCAUGAGCCAGAUCCUCCCUGGCCUCUACCUUGGGAACUUCAUCGAUGCCAAAGACCUGGAGCAGCUAAGCCGGAACAAGAUCACUCACAUUGUUUCGAUCCAUGAAUCUCCUCAGCCCUUGCUGCAGGACAUUACCUACCUCCGCAUCCCCCUGCCCGACACCCCUGAGGCCAACAUCAAGAGGCACUUCAAGGAAUGCAUCAGCUUUAUCCACCAGUGUCGUCUGCAUGGAGGGAACUGCCUCGUCCACUGCCUUGCUGGCAUUUCCCGCAGUACCACCGUGGUCAUCGCCUAUGUCAUGGCUGUCACUGAGUUGAGCUGCCAGGAGGUGCUGGAGGCCAUCCGAACUGUCCGGCCCGUUGCCAACCCCAACCCCGGCUUCAGGCAGCAGCUGGCUGAGUUCGGCGGUGGCGCAGCCCGCAAGGUCCACAAGCACCUGAAGCAGAGGUAUGGGACAUCCCCUUUCAAUGACGAGGAAGAAAUAAAGGCCUUGCUGCCAGCGGCGAGAGGAGGACCAUCCAGGACAGAGGGAGCUCUGCAAGGACUGGUCCCAAGAGCCAGAGACAUCAGGAGCACGACUCCCUUCCUGCUGCGGGUGAAGAGGACGUUCUCCUGCAUCCCAGCUUGUCUGAAAUGACCCCAGCCAAGGGAGAGCAGCGAGAAUCACCCAACAACCUGGGAGAGACAAAGGAGCCGCAGCACAGUGGGCUGGGGGAGCACUAUGCACGGGAGCCACGCCAAGCCCAGCUCCUUCUUCUCUUCUGGGGUUUGAGUGUGCCAUCCUCUGUCCUGGCUCACAGCUAUUGGGGAGGGAUUCAUAUGCACUGCCAGGCUCUGCAGUGCUUGGUGGACUCAGCCUUUUCACAUCAGGUGUAUUGGGAAUGCUUGGUGAAAGGCACAGGUCUCUGCCCCUAGGUCACUGCAGGCUCCUGCUCAGGGCAGAGAGACAGAGAGGGUUUGUCCUGCUGCGUGGCCAGCACCCAGGUGAUGCCAGCAGCAGCUUUAGCACUUGGGUACCAGCUGCAGAGGCCUUGGGGUGCACAGGGUGUGGGAGAGCCAGCGCUCCCCUUGGAGCAGUUUUCCCACCAGCAGCACAAGCUACCAGAGCUGAGGCAGCUGCGGAGCAGGGACACGUGGGUGCAUUAGCAGGUAAUGCCACCGCACUGGCUCCCAGGCAAGGGUCCAGCUCCAGCCCAGCCAAGCACAAGCCCUCAGUGAGCACUGUAGCUUUAGGAGUCCAUUGCACCCCAUUCCCACCCAUCCCAGGGCACAUUGUUUAAAAGGUGGGAACUAAGCAUUUAACCCAGCCAGAACUCACUAAAGCAGAGCCUUAAGCCAUUUUGCUUAAAGACUUUCUAUGUCCCCCAAGUAAUAAACACCUAUU
Phalacrocorax carbo (great cormorant) is the source of this 1845-nucleotide messenger RNA. Lineage: Eukaryota; Metazoa; Chordata; Aves; Suliformes; Phalacrocoracidae. The record is from RefSeq and is a predicted model, not a curated record.